Molecule: messenger RNA, 4414 nt
Organism: Clarias gariepinus (North African catfish)
Lineage: Eukaryota; Metazoa; Chordata; Actinopteri; Siluriformes; Clariidae
Product: centrosomal protein of 95 kDa-like
Exons: 21
Coding region: 148-2748 (866 amino acids)
Cellular component (GO): centrosome; spindle pole
Source: RefSeq, a predicted model, not a curated record
GUGCCUUACAGUUGGGCAGUGGCGGUAGUUAGUAGACGCUGCUAAUAUCCAUUUAGAUUUUAUUUAUUUUUAGGCCUUUUUAAAGUAAAAACGUGCGUUGUGUCGUUUGACUUUUUCUACAUAUAACAGAAUUGUUUAUUUCUUUGGAUGACCCUCUCUGUUCUCUUGCUGGCCGAGAACAAGCUGAAUCAGAUGGGAACCGAGGAGCGAGAUUGGGUGGAUGUGGCCAACGAUCUCAUCUGCAAGUGUCGCAUUAACCUGAGGAUACAGAGGCUCACAGAGUGUGACGCCAGUGUGUUCGUGGCCUUAUAUGAAGCUAUCUUGGGAGAAAAAGUGCCAGAUUACAUCGUUGUGCCCAAGAGCCAAGAGGACGACAUCCACAACAUACAAUCUGUGAUUGACUCGCUGGCCCUGGACUAUCUCCAGAUCAGCUUAUCCCACAUCACAGGUGAGAACAUUGUGAAAGGACAUAAGGAUUCCAUUCGUAACCUCCUGGAGAUCUUUGAUGGGCUGCUGGAGUAUCUCACGGAGCAGCUCAGUGACGAAGAAGAGUUCCCAAAUGGAGACCUCAACGGUACAGAUCACCCUGCGGAAGCACGAGAACAAGAUAAAGAGGAGAAACUGUCUCAGAUCUCUAGCACACAUUCCGCUGGCCCGUCCAGUAAAUACUCCCUCCAUUCCUGGAAUGGGAAUGAAUCCGAGUCAACUGGCGAGCUCAUCCGUCUGGGCGAUUCAGCCCGUACAUUCACCACGAAGCAAGAAGUGCGGUCACAACCUCUUUCAUCUGUAAUUUCUAUUGAAAAAUCUCCUAGUGCCCCUGACGUACCCACAACUCAACCCUGUCAGCCUCAGGAGCCUUUCCCCUCUGCCAUUCCCCCUCAGCCUUCCCAACAGACCACUCCUCAACAGGCGGGGAGACCCCCGUCAUCACCACCUCCCACAGAGGAUAAUGAGGGAGACACAGAAGGGACAAACAAACAGAAUGGUCAUUCGUCUAAGUGUAAUGGUGUUCAGAGUAACGGGAUCCACACAUCUGCAGGAAGUGAGAAGUCUGUACAGAGUCUGAAAGAAACGCAGCCCGAGGCUCCCAAAGCACAAGCGGAGGGUGGUAGUGAGGGAGCACGGCGUGUCCUCUUUAACACUCAGCCGGACGUCCUGCUUCUCUCCCACCCACACGGACAUAGCCACAGAAAGGGCACACGCACACACAGCCGAGAAGAAGACAAGCAGAGUGAUGAAGAGCGGAUCCACAGCUCCGGCUCAUCAUCUGGAAGGCGGAAAAGCUACAGGAGCAGGAGGCUAGUGGAGGAAAGUGAAGACCCGUUAUCCAGACGCAGUCAGAAGAACAGACAGGCUGAGCAAGAGCUGCACGAAAUGUCUGAGAAACUGGCUCGCCGUCUCGAGGAACUCGAUCUAAUGCUGAAGAGGGCUCUCGGGGAGACAGCAGACCAACCAAAGCCUGCAGAAGAGGACAAACACUCCCACCAUAGUGACAGUGUCAUGGAGUGUAGACGUGUCCCCAGAACCACAGACAGGGCCAGUGUGGACCGACCUGCUCGCGCACGCUCUCUUUCACCGUCUCCUCCUCCUGUAUGUCAUUCCAGUCAGAGCGUGAUAGAGGGCGCUCCGCUCACACACAUGAGGCAAAACACGACCCGGAGGCGUCAUGAUAAGCCCAGACACUUUCAGGACCAGCACAGAAAAAGCCAGAUGGUAGCUGAAGCUUAUGAUGCAGAGCUGAAGAACUUGAAUGAGCAGCAGAGAAUAGACUUGGCCAUCGAGAGACUGCGAGCUCAGGAAGCUGAGCGGCAGUACAGAGAGGCCAUACGUAAAGAAGCGCAUCACGCUUCAAAAUCUCCUAACUACAGACCCAAAUCAGCUCUCUCAGUCAAGACUCCCCGCUCGAAACCCGCGGCUCCUACCCGACCACGCGCCCAGACUCGUAAAACAGCCCAACUGCGAGUGAAGGAGAACGACUUGUUGCCAGUUCUGUUGGACGACUUCCCUCCUCUGCAGUUCUCUUCUCACACUCUGUCCCACAUGUGGAAACAGCAGCUCCAGCAGGUCGACCAGCUGAGUGCUCUGAACAACCAGCACAAACACGCACACAAACACACCAACCAGGUAGAGGAGGCACAGAAGAGACACGAUCUGCUCAUGGAUAUCAUCCGCAAAGAGCAGGAGCACAAUCGUCGUCUGAAGGAUUUCCGAGAGAGAAUCCAGCAGCAGAGGUCCACGCAGAAUAAGCUGCGGGAGCAGAGACAGCAGGUGGCCCGCGCCCGCAAAUACCACAACGAUUACCACGUCCAGCUGCGUGCCCGACUCCUCCGAGCCCGCACGCGAGAGGAGAGGAUGUUUCGGCAGGUGUUCGAGGAGGGUCUGGAGCUGCAAAAGGCCCGUCUGAGGGAACAGCGCGUGUACGCUAAAGAACAGCGACAGGAGCAUGUACGCAAACACAAAGAUGAGAUCGAGGCCAUGGAGAACUACUACAAAGACCAGUUUUCCAUGCUGGCUGAAAGACUCGCUCUGGAGCGCCAUGACAUCCAGGUACGGAAGAAAGCCCAGGAAAAGGCUCUGCAAAAGAUGAAACGGGAGCUGAGGAGCAAGAUGGAGCGAGAGAUCAACGAGUUGCAGAAGAUCAUCAUUCGGGAUGAUGAGGAGGAUUACUUCCGCGAGUUGGAGGUGGAGCGGCUGCGCAGGCGAGUGCAGAUGGCCUCCUUCCAGUAUGGCACAAGCUGCACGAACUGACUCCUGUUGCAGGGUAAACGCAUCAUCUAGUGACCAGUCUCAACCUACGCUUACCCUAACACCAGGCUGGAGUUGUUUCUACUUUUACACAUGCAAAUACUGAGCUGCAUUAUUGCACAAGGGCUUCUGAUGAGCACAUUUUUACAUGAUGCGUCCUGUAAAAGCUGAGUGGAGGAAUCUUGAGUAGGAACGAAUGACACAAAUCUAUCACUUUUUUCUUUCUUUUUUUUUUUUUAAGGACAUUUUGACGGGCAGAGAAUACAUCGAGAUAUUUAGGUUGGAUAGUGCAUCAUGAAGAAGAAAUGGUUUUUAUUAAACGUCUACCAAAAUUAAUCUUUCAAGGUCGGAGCUGCGGCUUGUUACUGUGAGUAACAGUGAUCGGGUUCAUAAAUGUGUUUAGGCAUUUGUGACAUAAUUUAUUGCAAUAUUUGAUGCACAAAUUAGAGGAUGUGACAAUAUAUAUAGAAUCUAUAAGAUUUAGAUUUCCCAAUAUGCAACCAGUAAGGAUUAUAUACAAAAUAUAUAAAACGAAUUAUAUGCAACAUAUUUAAAAAAAAAAAAAACGCCUUAUGUCUCAAUGCCUUAUUCACUUUUUUCCUUUUUUUUUUUCCUCGCCACUUGUACUGUCAUAUAUGCCGGAAACUGUGACUCUGAAUUAAUACUUUAUUGUAAAUGAGGUUUUUUUUCUUUCUUUUUUUUCACACCAUUCCAUACCUAAAGUCAUGAUUGCAAUGGCAUGUUGUGCAACAAUAUGAUUUGCAUAGCAUGUAAAUAAUUUCUCUCUAAUUAUCUCUAUAUACCGUUCUGAUAAACCUCAUUAAUUACACAAGCAAAAGAAACCAUGCAUGAGUCAAGCUGAGAUUUUCUCUAAUUACAUACGACGUGUCAAAGUUCCUCCUGCCAAUCCUGAGGUCUGAGACUCAUCUAAUUAUCUCCUCUCAAACCUUAUCUUGACUGUGUUUCAUUCCUUUUCAACAGUGUUUGUUGAUUUUAUUAUUGUAAUAAGUAUAAUGGUUUUUGUCUUUUUCUGGGUUUUAUGAUUCAAUUCGAACUGUUUUUAAACUAAAGUAACUCUUCAGCUGCUAUUGUUUCUUAUUGGAACUUAAAAACACCUGACCUGUCAGUGUCUUGUUUGUGCGAGUGUAAACACAGGGUUACUCUACUGUUUAUUGCAAAACAAUGUUUUUUAUUGUGAAACUGUAAAUCACAUCAGCUCCAUGUAGCUUCUAAGGCAUAUUUAUUGAAAGAAAACUGGGAUCUGUUCAUGAAAACAUGUCGUACGUGGACACUAAAUUACUGGACGUCUUUUGAAAACGGUUCUGGAUCCUCACGUGAAGACCUGCAUAGGCCAAGUCCUCCACCAGAAACACACACUGAACCUUUAACUUGCUGCUAACAGAGUCUUCCUCCAUCACUAAACUGCUGAUGCAAGUCUAAAAGAUCCUGUUUUUACUAUUCUUUUCUUUUUUGGUGGCGAUAGAAAAACGAAUGAUUUUGCACCUUUCCACCCUGACGUGGACCGUUGAUUAUUAUGUGGCUGUUAAUAAUGAUCUGCAAAUCUUUUUAAAUUAUUUUAUUUUGGAAUUUCUCAUUGCUGGAUCGGUCUUCCUGACUGUGUGAAACUUGUUUGUUAUAAUUUAAGUAUUUAUUAAAUUGCACAAACUGA